AUGAGUUAUCCUAAUAUAUAAGAGUUUUUAGAUGACUUUGAAAAACAGAAUGAUUUAUUAGGAAAAGGGACAUACGGUGAGGUUUAUAAAAUGAAAACGAAGAGAUGCAUCAAUCCUGAUUAAGAAAAGCUUUAGGAAGGACAAGAUGGUUAUAGUGGGUAGUAUUAUGCAGUAAAAAUGAUGAAUGCUAAGACAGAAAAGUCGUUUACAACGAUAUAGAAAGAAUUUCUCAUACUAAAAAGUCUGCCAAACUAACAUCCAAAUAUCAUUAAGCUUUACAAGAGUUAUGCAUGGGCCAAUCAGAUCACUAAAAACUACACAUUAGUUUUAGUUAUGGAACUUGCCGAUAAAAGCCUGAUGAAGGAGAUCGAAGAGAGAAGACAAGCUAACAAAUAUUUUUCUGAUGACCAAUUGCAUCACAUAUUCUUGUAAUGCAUACAAACAUUAAAUGAUAUCAAACUGCAUUCAAAUAUUUAUCAUAGAGAUAUAAAACCUGAAAACAUCCUUCUAAAUAAAGAGUAACAAAUAAUCAUUACAGAUUUUGGAGUGUCUCGAAAAUUAAUGAAGGAGAAGUUACCCACCAUUAAUGGCACAUUGGUUGGAACACCAGCUUACUUGUCUCCAAUAUUAUGGAAGGCUUUUGAAGAGGGGCAAUUCUAAAUUUCAAAAAUUAAUAAAAUCACUCACAAUGUAGAAAAAUCUGAUGUUUAUUCAUUGGGUGUAACUUUGCUAUAGACAACUCUACUGUUGAAUUCAGAAAUAUAAAAAUUAAAUUCUGGUGAACAAGGUUAGUAAGUAACUAAAGACUUGUUGAGGAAUGUCUAAAAUCAAAGAAUUAAGUAUAUCCUUACAAGAAUGCUAGAACAUGAUGAAAAAUAAAGAGCUACCUACAAUGAAUUACUUUAACUAUUGAAUGAAACGAUGCCUAAAUAAGUAGGUUAGAUAAAGAAGCCCAUAUUUUCAUAUGUUGAACCGAAAUUGGGAAUUAAAGAACAAUUUAGUUUGUAGGCCAAAAUUAAAUUUGAAAAUAAUUGUAAAAAAGAUUAACAGGAAACUCAACAAAGUCCAUAGUAAUUAGAAUAACAGACAGAAAUAGAAACCAUAAAUUAAAGUUAAUUGAAUUAAUAAGAGUUAAAUGAAAAUAAAAUAAAAGAUUUAUGAAAUUUAUUACAUAUCUAUUUACAUCAAAUAACUAUAA
This is a messenger RNA of Paramecium tetraurelia, 1198 nucleotides long. RefSeq lists its product as uncharacterized. The record is from RefSeq and is a predicted model, not a curated record. The transcript is spliced from 4 exons. Gene Ontology annotation, molecular function: ATP binding; protein kinase activity. Lineage: Eukaryota; Ciliophora; Oligohymenophorea; Peniculida; Parameciidae. Gene Ontology annotation, biological process: protein phosphorylation.